This is a messenger RNA of Ostreococcus lucimarinus CCE9901, 2316 nucleotides long. RefSeq lists its product with no specific name. The transcript has 3 exons. The record is from RefSeq and is a predicted model, not a curated record. Gene Ontology annotation, cellular component: exodeoxyribonuclease V complex. Gene Ontology annotation, biological process: DNA recombination. The annotation marks the transcript as partial. Lineage: Eukaryota; Viridiplantae; Chlorophyta; Mamiellophyceae; Mamiellales; Bathycoccaceae. Gene Ontology annotation, molecular function: DNA binding; single-stranded DNA helicase activity; 5'-3' DNA helicase activity.
AUUCGAGGUGAGAUCAAGCGCGUGACGUUUCAUUCGAGAGAAAAUGGGUACACCGUGGCGCGCAUGGAGGGCGCGGCGCCGACGCCGACGGUGACCGUCGUCGGCACGCUUCCGGGAGCGAGCGAAGGACAAAUGCUCGAGCUUAUCGGACAGUGGAAGGAAAACACAAAGUAUGGUGUCGAGUUCCUCAUCACCGGUGCGCCCACGGAACUGAAACCAUCGAGCGAGGACGGGAUGUUGCGAUACUUGAGCGGCGGCGCGUUGCCGGGCUGCGGCAAAGUCACCGCUCAGCGCCUCGUCGAUCACUUUGGCGUGGACCUGAUGGACGUCUUGAACUCGCCCGACGCGGCGAAAAAGUUGUGCGCGUGCGAUGGGAUCGGGCCGAAGACGGCGAUCAAGUUGAAGACGAAUUGGGACGAGUCGCGCGGCAAGCGAGACGCCGCAGUGUUUUUAGAAAAACACGGCGUGCCGUUGGCGCUCGCGCAACGCGCAGCGGCACAAUACGGUCCCAUGACGGAGGAUUUGAUUCGCGACAACCCAUUCGAGGCGUUAGGGGCGGUGCGAGGGGCGACGUUCCAUCGCGUCGACGCCUUGGCGUCUCGACUAGGCAAGGCGCCGAACGAUCCGGCGCGUCUCGGCGCCGCCAUCAUCGAAGUUUUGAGCGCGGCAGCGGUGAGCAGCGGGCAUGCGUACUUGCCGUGGAGCAAAAUCGUCGACGGUGUACGUGCUCUGCUCGGACAAUCGACGAUUACGGACGAGUUGAGCAUGCAAGCCGCCGCGGACGCGAUGCGAACCAAGGGUGAAAUUCGUGUGCAGCGCCUGCCGACAGCAAGCACGGCGGCGGGAUCGAUUGAGGUUUUCGAAGGCGAUUGGAGCACUGCGGCGCUUUACACGAGCGCCAUGCACAGUGCUGAAGUGGCCGUGGCAUCCGACGUCAUCAAUCGCAUUAGAAGACCGAAGAUCAAGGUUGACUCGGCACGCGUGGAGCGUUGGCUCGAAGCCGCCGCGCAAAAGGAAGGGUGGCGCACGCUGAGCGAAACGCAAAAAGACUUUGUUCGAUUAGCGCUUGAAUCGCCAGUUUCUAUUCUCACGGGUGGCCCGGGGACUGGGAAGACGUUUGCCACGCACGUGAUCGUCCGUCUGUGGCGCGCCAUGGGCAAGAGUGUGGUAAUGUGCGCGCCCACAGGUCGCGCCGCGCAGCGUCUGAUGGAAAUCACCACCGCCGGUAGAGACAUCGCCAAUCCGGUGACGAGCUCGACGAUUCAUCGAUUGUUGGAGUUCAAGGCUGCGGAUGCGCUCGAAGGCAUGGAAGAUGACGGGCCGAUGCAAGCGCUUUCAUACAAGGGUAGAUUCUCGCGAGACGCGAAGAAUCCCAUCCAAGCGGACGUUGUCGUCGUGGACGAAAGCUCCAUGCUCGACUUGCCGCUGGCUGCCGCGCUCCUCGCCGCCGUGCCUCCCUCAGCGCAAGUCGUAUUUGUGGGUGACGCCGAUCAGCUUCCGUCUGUCGGACCUGGUAGUCUAUUGCGAGAUUUGCUCGCCGCGCGCAACGUUCCGAGCAUCGCGUUGACGGACAUCUUCCGCCAAGCGGCGGCGAGCGGCAUCGUUCGCGCCGCGCACGCGAUCAACUCUGGAGCGUUCCUACCGUUGGACAUCAGAGAGCAGCGCCACGAUCCCGACUGUCUUUGGGUGAGCUUGCCCAGCGAAACGAACGCGAGCGUAGAGGCGGUGCUUGACCACAUUCUCAGCGACAUCUUACCCGCUCGUGGAUUCUCCCCAAAAGAUCUUCAAGUCUUAUCUCCAAUGCGCCGCGGCGUCGCGAGCACUGGAUCGCUCAACAACUGGCUCCAAACGUCGCUCAAUCCGAGCUGUGAGAGCAAGAAGGAGGUCGCCGUCGGUGGAUUUUCCGGCGACGUUACGUUUCGCGAGGGCGACCGCGUGCUGCAACAGCGCAACGAUUACGACAAAGAAGUAUUUAACGGCGACUUGGGCGUGAUUCAAAGAAUCGACACCAAAGCUGGCACCGCCAUCGUGAGCUUCGGCGCUGAUUUCAAGGAAGUUUCGUACACCAAAGGCGAGCUCAGAGACUUGAUACCGGCGUACGCCAUGACGAUUCACAAAGCCCAAGGCAGCGAGUAUCGCGCCGUCGUUCUCGUGAUGACGAACGCGCAUAAGCCAUUACUCCGCCGUGAGCUCCUAUACACGGGCGUGACGCGCGCCAAGGAGCUUCUCGUCAUCGUCGCUCCCCGCACGGCGCUCGCCGCCGCCAUCGACACCGCCGGCAAGGACCGUCGGUGCACGGGCCUCGUCGACCGACUC